AUGCAGAAGCUCAGAAACGUUGUUCGAGACUGCAAUUUUAAAGCAGUCAGUGGAAAACAAAACGAGGAGGACGCCAUACGUGACGCGUUUAUCAGCGGGCAAAUAUCAAACCCUAUUCGUCAGCGGCUUCUUGAAAAGAAAACACUCGAUGUGAGUACCGCUUAUGACCAGGCCAAAGCUCUCGAUCUAGCUCAACAGCAGUCUCAAACAUUCGCCACUCUUUCAAUCUACGCUGCCGCUGCAAGGAACCUGGAUCAGACACCUAAGACGCCGUUGGCUGCGUCUCGAACAAGCUGCUUCUUUUGUGGUUAUGAUCGACAUCCUCGUCACAAGUGUCCUGCGAAAGAUGCAACUUGCAAGUCACGUGGCAAACGCGGACAUUUCGAGAAAGUUUGCCGGGCUCCUGCCAACUCAAAGCAUACCGCAGCUACUUCACCGUUCCUCGUCUCCUCCAUCAGUGCAGCCGCAGCCCCUGCGAGCCUUAAUAAGGCUGUAACUGAUGUAACAGUCAACGGAUUGGCAUUGAAAGCUCUGGUAGACACAGGAAGCUCAGAAAGUUACGUAUCUGAGGAGAUCGUUAUCCGGAACAAAUGGUCGACAUUGACAUUUAAUAGUGAUCGCGGUGGACAUUGGGAAGAGUGGUCUGGCCUGAUGGUACCAAAUCGUGACGCUCUGGUUGCUCUGGAUUUCGCAAACGUUCCAACCAACGCAAGGAGUGUAAAUAUGGACACGCAAGAGGCCAAAUUGGAAAAUGCACUACAGUCCACGAACACAGUGCUACGAUUACACAAUCUAUUCAUCACACCUUGGGAAUCGGAUUGCCAGUUUGAGAUACCAGUGACUGGUAAUUUGGCACUGCUUGGGGGAUUAAUAAAUGAAACUAAGGAAGCUAUAACUUUAACAGGUGGUCUGACACCUCGAAUACCUUUGCGACGUGAUCAACAAUACGAACUAGAUUUUCGAAUGGUUACCAAUUCCCAAUCUCCGAACGCGCAACUUUGCGUGCGAAUUUUCAACACCACAAUCAGUAAUGGUCAGCUGGAUAAAUCCACACCGGAAUAUCAACGUCUUUCAAUCUCCGUUCCGUUCGCCCAGGAGCGACAGAUGAAUUUUGGAGUACAAAGUACUGGUCUGGAACGGAAAUUUCUUUCGGUGCUAAACGGUCUGCUUCACCCGUUUCAUGGGAUAUCUGGCGAUAUUGAUCGAUAG
This is a messenger RNA of Echinostoma caproni, 1209 nucleotides long. Lineage: Eukaryota; Metazoa; Platyhelminthes; Trematoda; Plagiorchiida; Echinostomatidae. The record is from the annotation of a GenBank genome assembly.